ACGGAAUAUACGAGACUUACAAAGCAAUAGGAAGCUGCGGUGCUGACAUACGUAACCUUCAAGCAUUCUCGCAAUUCCUACUUCCGCCAUUGUAUGCAGACUUACAAGCAGCAGCCCGCCAAGGCCCAGUCAUCAUCCUCGUUGCGAGUGAAUACUCCAUCGUUGUACCGACGUCAGGAGAGCCCCAUCAUGUUCCUUUACCAUCUAUCGCUCUCGCAGAUCUACAGACUCUCAAAGAUCCCUUCACCGGGGAAAUACAACAAGCAUGUCGGAUGAAUACAGGGGAUUCGAGAAUGAAUCUAAUAGUACUCUUGCGGACAAUAUGGGACGAAAUCAUGCUACCUAUCGUCACGUCAACGCACUCGAGCUCGUUCUGAAACUGAAACGCCGUUCUCGAAUCUGGCUGUGUCCAAUUGCGGCUUUCACGUCUAUUCCUCUCCAUGCAGCUAAUCCCUUUCUAACAGAGGCAAAUCGUUCUGGCAAGGAGCCGUGCCCAGAGGAUCUCUAUCUCGAGCUCGAGUUUAUCCGGAAGCUUGUCCCUGCGACGGUCAAGAGUACCACUAUUUCUGGCGACGCAGCCACACGAGCAGGUGCACUCGAAGCUUUGCAAGAAAACUCCUGGAAAGAUAUUCCGCAUGCCGAGUGUCAUGGUACCGCCCUCGACGAUGAGGAGAUGCCCGACGAAGUUGUUCGCCUUGCAGCUGAUCUCCAAUUUUCGGGGUUCAAGAACAUCAUUGGCAUGCUGUGGGAGGUUGACGACGCUGCCGCAAAAUACGUUGUCGAAGCGUUCUACGAGAAUAUGUUCAAAGAUUUGAGAGAUGGUUGUUUCAUGGACUGUACGAAGGCGGCAUGGGCACACACUCGGUAA
Messenger RNA from Suillus discolor, 868 nucleotides. RefSeq lists its product as uncharacterized. Lineage: Eukaryota; Fungi; Basidiomycota; Agaricomycetes; Boletales; Suillaceae. Bases 266 to 868 code for a protein of 200 amino acids. The record is from RefSeq and is a predicted model, not a curated record. The transcript is spliced from 3 exons.